Messenger RNA from Eriocheir sinensis (Chinese mitten crab), 6096 nucleotides. RefSeq lists its product as uncharacterized. Lineage: Eukaryota; Metazoa; Arthropoda; Malacostraca; Decapoda; Varunidae. Gene Ontology annotation, molecular function: protein binding. The record is from RefSeq and is a predicted model, not a curated record. The transcript is spliced from 16 exons. The coding region runs from base 151 to 3402 and encodes 1083 amino acids.
GCGUAGGACGUGGCAGCGCGGCGGGGCAGGCACGGCACGGCAUGUGUUUUUGGCACUGGGUUGGGUGUGCCAGGGUGCCACCUCAGUCUGGGGCGCCACGUGGGUGUGUGCAGGGUGUAGGGUGCCUGAGGGAGUGCCAGCGAGGGCGGGAUGGGCGGGGGCACGUGUGGGCAGUGUGGUAAGCAGGCGGAACAGCGGUGUACGGGUUGCAAGCAGGUGUUCUAUUGCAGCAGGGAGUGUCAGAAAGCAGGAUGGAAGGUUCACAAGGACGCGUGCAGGCCCUUCACGGUGACACGCAACAAGGAGGUGGGUCGCCUGUUGGUGGCAUCACGUGACCUGGCCGUGGGUGACGUUAUACUACGGGAGGUGCCGCUGGUGAUGGGCCCCAAGCAGGACACCGACCCGCUGUGCUUGGGAUGCUACAGGCGCCUCACGGGGAGCUACAGGUGUUCGCGGUGCACGUGGCCGCUGUGUGGGCCGCAGUGUGAGGCCAGCGCGGCGCACCAGCCCGAGUGUGAGGUCACCAAGGCGGCGGGCAUCACCAUUAGCCUCAACGACACCGGCGGGUCACAAAGCCAACUCUACGAACUGGUCACGCCGCUCAGAUGCGUGGUGGCUGCGGGGCGGGGCGGGACGGCGGGUCAGCGGUGGCGUGCCAGCUGCGAGCGCCUAAACAGCCCCCGCCCUCCCCACACCCCUAACGCCAGCCCCCUGCAACAGCAUCACCAGCUACAGAUCCAGCAGGAGCAGACCCAGCAGCUGCAGCAGGUGGCCACGGCGCUCAGAGACACCUUCCGCCUGCAGAACUACCCCGGCGUGGACGUCUCCGAAGCCGCCAUGCUGCACGUGCUGGAGCUGCUACAGGUAAACCAGGUGCCUACAAAGGUGCCGUACGCGGAGGUGACGGCACUCUACCCCAUGGCGUCCCUCGUGAGCCACUCCUGCACGCCCAACACACGCCCGCAGUGGAAGGAGGGCGCGCUAACACUCCUGGCGGCGGACCCCAUACCCCGCGGCGAACCCAUCACCGCGCUCUACACGGACAUCCUCUGGGGCACGCGGGCGCGGCGGGACCACCUGAGGCACACCCGGCAGGUCACGUGUACCUGCCGCCGCUGUGCAGACCCGACUGAGCUGGACACUUACUUCUCGGCGCUGGUGUGUCGGCGCUGCGGCAAGGACGUGCUGCCCUCCGCCCCCAUGGAAGACACGGCGCCCUGGCUCUGUCGCGGGUGUGGCCAGCAGGUCAGCGUGGAGGAAGCCCUACGCACAAGCCUGGCUCUGGGCGCAGCGGUGGAGGCAGCGCUGGCGUCCCCGACCAUCGAAGGCUUGGAGGCGCUGCAGCACGAGUGGCUGGGCAAGGUGCAUCGCAACCACUACCACCUACACGCCGUCAAGCACUCCCUCCUGCAGCUGUACGGCCGCUCGCAGGAGAAGGCGGAGGAAGGGGAGAAGGACGCCCAGCACUGGAGGGAGAUCGCCAAAAAGGAGGCAGCCUGCAAGGAGUUCCUGACGGUGUGUUCACGCCUGGACCCCUCCACCGCCCACACCGCGCACUGCGUCGGCCUGACCUUCUACGAAUACCACAAGACCAUCCUGCAGAGCGCCCAACGGCACUUCGCGCUCAACCAAAUCUCACGGCAACAGCUAAAGAAGAGAAUGUUGCUGUCCAAGGCGCUGCUGAAGAAGACGAUGGACAUAUUCCGUGACGAGGCGCAGGACACUCCAGAAGGUCAACUCUGCGACACGUGCGAGGAGGAAGUCAUCAGGAUCGGGAAGUGGAUGCUCGCUGUGGGUCUCCUAAAACAAAGCCUCAAAGUCAGCACCAGCACCAGCAGCACCUCCAGCAUGCCUGAGUCCGAGGGGUCCUGUGAGGUCUGCAAGAAACCCGCCCGCCAGUUCUGUUCCUCCUGUCGUGGCGUGUUCUACUGCAGCCGAGAGUGCCAGAAGCAGGAUUGGAAGAACCACAAGGGGAGAUGCAAGCCCUACGUCGUCCAGAACCACCCCGUCUAUGGCAGACACAUGGUGGCCACGAGGGACAUCCGUGUGGGUGAGAUCAUUAUGCGCGAUGUGCCGCUGGUGGUGGGGCCCAAGCAGCGCUCCCCCCCAUUGUGCCUGGGCUGCCAUCGCCCACCCGACGGCUCCUACACCUGCCCCUCAUGCCACUACCCCCUCUGUGGCCCGGGCUGUAGGGGCUCGGUCAGGCAUAAGAGUGAGUGCUCAGUGCUGUCCAAGGCCAAGAGCAAGCUGUCGGUGGACCGUUUUGACGCGCCACACCCCGCCUACGAGUGCAUCACACCCCUGCGCUGCCUGCUGCUCAGAGACGCCAACACUGCCGAGCCACGCCGCUGGGAGGCACUCACGCAGCUGCAGGAUCACAGGGAGGCGGUGCGGGCCAGCGAGAUGAACACCAUCAUACAGCGAAACACAAUAGACUUCCUAAGGGGUUUCAUGCAGUACGAUGGGGCCAGUGAGGAGGAGAUCUUCCGCGUGUGUGGUGUCCUCCUAGUGAACAGCUUUGAGGUGCGGCACAACGGCAGCAAGGUGCGGGCACUGUACCCCCAGGCGUCCAUGCUGGCUCACGACUGCGUCCCCAACACCAAGCACGCCUUUGAUUCCGACCUGACCAUGAUUCUGCGCGCCACGGUGGUCAUUCGCAAGGGCUCACCCAUCACCGCCACCUACACCAACACCUUCUGGAACACCAUGCAGCGGCGGAGACAUCUCAAGCUGAGCAAGUACUUCCUGUGCACGUGCCAGCGGUGUUCCGACCCCUCUGAGCUGGGCACCCACCUUGGCACGCUGCUGUGUGUGGAGUGUGGCGGCCACGUGCUGCCCACCUCGCCCCUGGACCUGGACUCCCCCUGGCUGUGUGUGAAGUGUAACCACUCCAUCCUGGCAAAGACGGUGUACUGGGGUGACAACAUCCUCCACAAGGAGCUCAAGGCCCUGGACCAGACACAGGCCAAGCCGUUUGAGGACUUCCUGGAGCACUACAAGAAGGCGCUGCACCCCGGCCACCGCUUCUUUGUGGAGGCCAAGUACGCACUGGUCAAGAUCUAUGGGAACUCACCGGAGCACAGAUACCGAGACAUGAGCCAGGAGGAGAUGGAGCACAAGGUGAAGUACUGCCGUGAGCUGCUGUCGCUGGCGGAGGUGUUGGCGCCAGGCCAGUCCCUGCUGCGCGGCACCCUGCUGCUGGAGCUGCAGGCGGCAUUGGUGGCACUCGCCCGCCUCCUGCUGUCCAACGAUGCCAUCACUCAGGACGGGUCAAUGGAAUACAUGACCGAGGCUGAGAAGCACCUCCAGGAAGCGUCGGAGAUCCUGAAGCACGAGCCGGAGAUGGAGAGCGGUGGCCUGGACAAGAAGCUUAAGACACUAUCCGAGGAGCUGGAUGUCUGACGGAUAGGACGGAUAGGCUUGGUGGAAGAGUGCACUAGCUGAUGGAAAGAUUGAAUGUAGGUAACUCUCUCUCUCUCUCUCAUUUCUUUUUCUGUUGCACUUUUUUUUUUCUCUUGCUCUCUCUCCUUUCUUUUAUCUUUCAUUGUUUCUCUUCAUUUGUUCUCUCUCUCUCUCUCUCUCUCUCUCUCUCUCUCUCUCUAGUAGGACUGGCACUGCAAGAAUACAUUCACACACAUACAUACAUACAUGCAUACAUGACAAAUAUACAUACAUUCAACUAGUCAUAUUUUACAUGUUUUCCAAGUGUGUGUAUGUGUGUCAAGUAGGUAUGCAUGAUGUAUAAGAAAAGACAUGGUAGGACAUAAAACUUUAGACAAAGGUUAGUGAGAUAUACUACACCUACAACUACAACUACUACUUCUACUACUACUGCUACUACAGUGGCCUUGUGUCCAAUGCAGGAAUGUGAUCAAAGAUUGCUUCACUCAAAGAACUUACAGGAAAGAUUAAUUUUGGUGGAGAAUUUCUGAAAAUUACCUUACCCUAACCCGUGAACUUCCGUCCGGUCAUUACCGUCUAAACGUGCUCAGUGUCAGUGGUUGGUGCGGCCAGUACUGUCCAACUCGUGCGACCCCAUAUUUGAGUAAUUGGAAGGUUACUCCUGGGAGUGUCAGGGAUGGAUGCCAGUCAUCACAAAUAGGUUUUUGUAACCAAAGAUUCCCAGCAACAAUGAAUUUUGAGUGAAAAAAAUAAAUAUUAGCAACUACAAGGGUAUGAGAGGAGCUCACUAAUGCAGUCCCCAUCCUCUUUUGUUGGACAGGUUAAAUAUAUAAUAAAAAUCCAUAAAGAUCCGUCCUUGGCGUGGGGGAAGGCAGACUGCUCUAUCCAGGCUACACAGAUCCAGGUAAAAAAUGCAGUUCUGUGCACCACAUGGCCGGCCCCACUCACAUUACUGGCCGGCACCACACCACACAUCCGGCUGAGUGGCCCAAAGAUAUACUCUUGGCCAGUGCAGUGCAUGAUGAACAACUUUUCCAAGUGUUAAAGAAAUCUCACAUUUGUGCCAAUUAUCAGCCAGGAUUUGUUGUGCACUGGACCAUUUCAAAAGCAUUAGUACAGCAAUUUUUUAAAUAAUUAAAGAAAAUGCCACAAUAGAUAUGAAACGCACCAGACAAACAUGGAUGCGAGGCCACUGUACUACUACUACUGCCACCACCACCACCACCACUACUUCUACUACCAUUAUUAUUAGUAACAAGAGUAAUCAUUGUAUUUAGUGUAUAUAUAUAAAAAGAAUGCAUUAUUACACAAUGUAAACUAGACUUGAGUGAAUGACCAUCUGCCCAAACCUUGCAAGUCUAGUAAAUGUUCACCGUUUGUUCAGUUGGUCCAGGAAUAAAUGAAAAAAAGAAGUCUUGUUAUCCUUCAUUCUCAAACUUAUUAUUAAACCAGUAAACUAUGAAUAUAUGAUAAACUCUUCUCAUUAGAGCUCUAAACUAUGAAUAACAUGAUAAACUCUUGCUAAUACCUUUUUUUAAACAAUGACAAAAAAACUUAAACUAUCAUAAUACAAACACCAAACCCAGCAACCCACUUAAACAGAAAGAAUUUGCAUGACACUACAACUAGGAUACCCAAGCUUAACAUGUCUGGCAGAGCAGUUUGUGGCUAGUGCAAUCAGUGAGGUAUCUAUAGCAAAAGGAGAGUAUCAAGACCAGCGGUACCAAAUUACAUCGCAUUGCAUUUUCAUAGUUUCUGACAUUAAACUAUUGCAAAGAUGAAAAAACAAUUGCUAUAUAAAAGUUUCAGUGAUAACAUUAAUUUUCGAUCAUUAUUUGUGUAGGUAUGAGAGUUUUGGGCCUGAAAAUGAUAAAAUAUAAUGUGACAAUAUGACAAUUUGGCAACGCUGAUUAAGACGCCUCCCCAAGUGACUGGCCGUGCUACUUCUGAAUCUAUCCUCUGAACCUAAUAGACCUCUCUUUUGGCCUCUUGCUCUGUAUUUCUUUUGUUGGAGCAGCACUUGGCGGGAUUUUUUGUUGCUACUUUGUUUUAGCGCCCUUGAGCUGUCUCCCUUGCUGUAAGAAAAAAAGUGAGAGCAACACCAUUCCAAACUUUUUAUUUCAUGUUUUGUUUUUUUCACUAUUUAACCCGGUAGUAGCGGGGAUCGUGUUUCUUAAUGGUCCCUCCAAGCGAGAAAAAUGAGGAAAAAUCACCCCUCACACAAACCAUUUCAUAAUAUAUAUCAAAACAUUUGUGAUCAGAUUAUGUAUCAUCUAUUUUGGGGGGUUUAUAUCAUGACACAAAUUUGGCCCGUCGCUGCUACCGGGUUAAGCUGUUUCAUCUUCUAUUAUAAAAGAGUGGAACAGCCUAGGGUCUGCCUAUGAGGGGAGGCAAGUUAUCUGUGGGGGUCCCCAGCGCCCAUACAGAAUAAUCACAUGUUACUUUACAUUGCAUUUUCUUGCCCUUUAAAAUCUAAUACAUGGGGUCCAUUUUUCUCUGGUUUCUGUGCCUCCAACCCCCUCACCUUGGCUUGGUCCCCGGGCUAAUGGCUAGUUCAACAGUCCAACAAAGUGGCUUUAUAAUUGCCCAAACUAAACUAUUCAAUCUACACUCCAUGAUGGUGAGGUUUCCGAUGCAACACCUGAUACACAAGAGACUUCCUGUGUGUGGUUUCCUCAACUUUUUUAGCUUAAA